This is a messenger RNA of Rhodotorula graminis WP1, 2848 nucleotides long. RefSeq lists its product as uncharacterized. Gene Ontology annotation, cellular component: mitochondrial inner membrane. The transcript is spliced from 6 exons. Gene Ontology annotation, molecular function: nucleic acid binding. The record is from RefSeq and is a predicted model, not a curated record. Lineage: Eukaryota; Fungi; Basidiomycota; Microbotryomycetes; Sporidiobolales; Sporidiobolaceae. Bases 1 to 2763 code for a protein of 920 amino acids.
AUGCUGGCACUCAGGCAGCUCGCAAGACCUGUCCGUCCAACUCGCACCCUCGCCCGGGCCGCCCUCACCCACCCGGCCUCGACCUUGACGCUCCCCGCAUCGCCUCAACGUCCGCCUCACCUCGUGCCACCACCCCACCUCGUUGCCUCUCCUCAAGAUCCGCCUCUCGACGCCAACCCGGCCUCGAGCCAGACUGCGACCGCCUACCUCUGGUUCGACCACGUCUACCCGAUCCGCUUUGCCGUCUGGGACAUCCGCCACUUGUUCUCGCGCCUCCACCAGGGCGACACGCUCGACCGCCUGCGCCAGUCGGUCCCGUCGUCCACCGCUCCGCUCCACCUCGACGUCGUCUCGGUCGACCCGCGCGCAAAGGACGGCGGCGCCUUUGUCCGCGUCCGCUUUCAGCUCCCCAACGACGUCCACGCCGACGACCCGGCCGCCGCCAACCGCAUCGUCGCCCACCUCGAGAACAUCACCAACGAGUCGCUCGACAAGCAUGCCCUCAAGCCCUGGUACAGCCUCGGCCGGCCCUCGCGUGCGUUCCUCGUGCGCGGCGAGCCCUGGAUGGAGGACAUGAACCGCUUCCCCUCGCGCGAGAUCCGCGUCGAUAUCGAGGGCUCCGAGAUCCCGCAAGAAGAGCUGUACCAGAUCUUUCGCCCGUACGGCAAGAUCCACGACAUUGUGCCCGUGUCGCCCAAGCAGGCGCGCAUCAUCUACACGUCGAUCCGCUCGGCCGCCUCGGCUCGAAACUGCCUCCACGCCGCGUCAACCUCGGCGCCGCACCAGGCCGUCCUGCGCAUCCUGUACGCCGACGCCAAGCGCACGUCGUACGCCAAGGACUUUGCGACGAGCCACCCGCGCAUCACGAUCCCGCUCGUCGUCGCCCUGUUGGGCACCAUCUCGUACGCCGUGUUUGACCCGAUCCGCGAGCUGAGCGUCAUGGCCAAGGUCGAGGGCACGUUCGACGCCGACCAGUGGGCCGCCGUGCGCUGGCUCAAGAAGGAGACGGUCGGCCGCCUCGCCGACCAUUUCCGCCUGAGCGGCGCCGCGCAGGACGGGCUCGCGCGCGGCGGGACGGGGAUCGAGAAGGAGCGCGAGGAGGCGAGGGAGACGCUCCGCAACUGGCUCGUCGACCGGCCCGACACGUUUGUCGUCGUCACGGGCCCGCAAGGGUCGGGCAAGACGGCCCUCGUCGACGAGGUGCUCGCCGACGGCAAGAACGUCCUCACGAUCGACUGCAACCAGCUGCUCAAGAACGCGCGGUCCGAUACCAAGCUCGUCACCGAGCUCGCGUCGGCCGUCGGGUACCGCCCCAACUUUGUCUUUGCCGCGUCGCUCAGCAACAUGAUCGACCUCGCGUCGAUGGGCCUCAUCGGCCAAAAAGCCGGCUUCUCGGCGACGCUCGACGCCCAGCUCAAGAGCAUCCUCGAGGUGACGGCCUCGGCCCUGUCGCGCAUCGCGACCGCGACCCAGGCGCGCGCCCAGCAGCAGCUCGCGUCGGGCCGGUUCCGCCGCGAGCACGACAAGCAGCGCGAGGCCGUCGUCGAGCAGCUGCGCACCGUCGGCGUGCGCGACGCGAGGCUCGACGCCGUCGCCGGCAGCGGCAUCGUCGCCGAGCUCGGCGGCGGCGUCGAGGGCCCGAGCGCCGUCGACCAGGAGGCGGCCGUCGACGACAAGGAGGAGGUCGAGAUUGUCGGGCCGAGGAGCAGCGCCGUCGUGCGCGAUGCCGCAGCCUCGGCAGCGACAUCGUCUUCGUCGUCGUCGUCGUCGUCGUCGUCGAGUGGCGGCGACGGCGUGCCCGUCGAGCGCCUGCCCGUCGUCGUCAUCAAGGGCUUUGCGGCCAAGGGCGAGGCCAAGCAGGAGGUCCUUUGGGACGUCCUCUCCGAGUGGGCCGCCGUCCUCGUCGAGAACCAGGUCGCGCACGUCGUCUUUACGUCCGAGUCGGCGACGCUCGCCAAGCCGCUCGCGCGCGCGCUUCCGUCCAAGCCGUUCAACGUCAUCACGCUCACCGACGCGAGCCCCGAGGCGUCGCUCCAGUACGUCGCCGCCAAGCUCGCCUCGUUCGAGCACGACCUGCCCGCGACGGCCUUCCCCGCCGUCGCGCGCCUCGGCGGCCGCCAGACCGACCUCGACCUGCUCGUGCAAAAGACGCGCGCCGGCCAGGACGUCGGCGAGGCCGUCGACGACAUUGUGCAGCGCAACGCGUCCGAGCUGCGCAAGAACCUCUUUGGCGACGACCAGAACGAGGCCGACAAGCUCAAGUGGUCGAGGGCGCAAGCCUGGGCGCUCGUCAAGGCGCUCGGCGACAAGGGCGAGCUCAAGUACAACGAGACGCUCUUGACGACCUUUGGCGGCGACGACGGGCCGCUGCGCGCCCUCGAGGCGGCGUCGCUCAUCGCAGUCCACCACCACCACGGCCGGCCGUCGCUCAUCCGCCCGGGCAAGCCCGUGUACCGCGCCGCGUGCGCCCGCCUCGUCGACGACGCGCCGUUCCGCGCCGCGAUCGAGUACCGCGCCGUCGAGGCCGGGCUCAAGGGCGCCCGGGCCGACAUUGACGCGGCCGAGAAGGGCCUCGUCGAGCUGAGCGCCCUCUUUACGGGCGACAAGGGCCGGUGGGCGUUUGGCGGCGGCGCGACGGUCCCGCCCGAGGUCGAGGUGCGCGUCGGCGAGCUCCUCGCCAAGAUGAGGGGCGCGCAGGACAAGCUGCAGCAGCUUGGCGACGAGAAGAAGCGGUUGCUCGAGGUGCUCAAGGAGGCGGCCUGAGUGCGCUCUCUCUCGUGCCGGCGGUCGGACCUUUUGUAGAUAGCGCACUCGCUCUCAUUGUUGUACUCGAGCACAUUCUCUCGCA